This is a messenger RNA of Paramisgurnus dabryanus, 920 nucleotides long. Its product is annotated as lectin-like. The record is from RefSeq and is a predicted model, not a curated record. Lineage: Eukaryota; Metazoa; Chordata; Actinopteri; Cypriniformes; Cobitidae.
GGAAGAGAAAAGGAGGACAAACCUGAAAGAGUUGCAAUGUAUAAAAGAGGAACAAAAUCUGUUUGCUUUUUGCUGCUGGCACUUCUUUGGGACAGUGGUUACGUCUUAACUAUAAAAAGAGGCGAUACUGCAGCCCAUGUGAAUCUCGCAGCAUUUCAUCGUCUUCCUUACCGAUGUAACGUGGAUGGUUUUAAUAACUGGUUUAAAGUGGGCAAGUACUGCGUCAAAUACUUCAGCAAACCUCUAAACUUUACUGACGCAGAGAACAGCUGUAGAAGAACAGUCCCUGGUGGACACCUGGUGUCAGUGCACAAUGCCAAGGCUAAUCAUGACUUGCUCUCCAUUGUGAAGUUGAAGAACCCAACAAACUUGCGCAUGUGGCUUGGGGCAUAUGAAUUAUUUCAGUCUGGUAAAUUUCUUUGGACGGAUGGUUCCUUCUGGGACUAUGCUGUUUGGACACCCGGUGAGCCCAGCAACCUCUACUCUAGAAGAGAAGAAUGUGUGGAGAUGAACUGGAAAGUUGUUGGCAAAUGGAAUGAUCACGGUUGUAACAGCAGAAAAGGCUACAUAUGUGCCUUCAAACGCAAGCGCAUCAUGGAUGAGUAGACUGAGAUGAUUUAUCACCCCAUAAAACAUUCAGCGUAGUGGCCCACCACACCCUGCUCGCAAUCAAUGUGUGGGUCAAUGAGAAGAAGAUGAAUUUAAACAAUUGUACUGUAGUAUCAGGGUGUCAUGAUUCUGCCCUCUUGUCCUUGUUCUACUCUAGUUUUGAGGCAGGAUCAUGACAGGUCUAUGUUUUGUUUGCUAGCACAUGGCCUUUUGCUUGGGCUGUGUGCUUGCGUGUCUCGUCUCCUGACCCCACCCCCUCGUCUCCUCGUAAUCAUUCUUUAAUUGUUUGAUCACUGUCACCUGGCUGUUCC